Molecule: messenger RNA, 2466 nt
Organism: Penicillium daleae
Lineage: Eukaryota; Fungi; Ascomycota; Eurotiomycetes; Eurotiales; Aspergillaceae
Product: cell differentiation and development protein Fsr1
Exons: 4
Coding region: 1-2466 (821 amino acids)
Molecular function (GO): protein binding
Source: RefSeq, a predicted model, not a curated record
AUGUCGGGCGUUGGAGGGAUGCCCGGAGCCAUGGGGGACUCGAAUGGCGGGCACCCGCAGGGAACGGAAUACACUCUGCAGGGUGUGAUGCGCUUCCUCCAGACCGAAUGGCACCGACAUGAACGCGACCGCAAUGCGUGGGAGAUUGAACGCGCGGAGAUGAAAUCUCGCAUUGGCCGGCUGGAAGGAGAGCUACGUACAAGCAAGCGCAUGCAAGAAUCAUUGGGCAAGCAUGUUCGAUUGAUGGAGACAGCGCUGAAGAAGGAGAGGGAGAAGGUCAAAAAGCUCUCGAAUAACGAGUCCAUCGAGGAUCUGCAAGAUCCAAAGGACAUUGCGCGCGAGAGUGUCAACUUCCUCAAGGAGCAACGCUCUGGCCCCAAGUCGAACGCGGAUGCAAACCGGGAAGAUCCCACAAGCCCCGAAUCGCAAGAUAUCACCCACGAAGACGAGCGAGACAAAUCCAGAGUUUACUUGUCGAAAUGUGCACAGGAAAUCGCAUAUCAUGUUAUCCCUACAUCCCACCCUGUCCCUGAUCUUAGCGACCCAGAUCUUUCAGGCCACCUCUACGGAAACCAGCAGCUCUCCCAGCAGAACCUCGAGGAGGCAUUCCUCCAGCAACAACGACAGAAGGCCAAUCAUAUGAUUUCGCACGAGGCGGUGCUUCCUAAUCACCAGCAAUCCGGUAAUCAGUACUCUGAAAAUGCGCGUGCCCAAAGCCAGUACAAUCAAGUUCCCCUCGCUGUUGAGCGGCGUCAGAUCGAGCAGCAGCAGCAACAAACCCCUGUCACUGCGAUUGACAAUCGGAAACUGGCUUAUGAGCAAGGUCUGCUUGACGAGCGUGCAGCACCGGGGACGCAACAGUCGGCGCACGAUGCUCCAGGGCCUUCGGUCGCUGUGAAAGAGGAUCUGCAGCCUCACAAGACAAGCGAAGAGGGAACUGAAGAUGUUGAUGGCUGGAACUUCGACGAGCCCGCAGAGGUGGCGCCGGUCACCGAGUCCAUCCCGCCUCACCGGCCUGAUACAGACGCAUUCCCCAAUGCCAAUUUCGUUCGUGGCAAGUCGCCGUCAAGGGGCGGGUCCCUCUCCCAUCGACGAAAGAGCUCGGGCGCUCGACGGAAGAGUGACGGCAGUAUUGAAACCCGAGACUUCGGUGCGAACACUGCUCAGCAAGAUACGAACUUCAAGGUUCGAUUUGCCUUGCGAGGACAUCUUGAUGUCAUUCGUUCUGUGAUUUUCACUGGUGGUGGCAGUCCGUCUGAGCCUGAGAUUUGUACAUGCAGUGAUGAUGGAACGAUCAAACGUUGGAUUAUUCCCGCAACAUAUGGAACGUUUGGCGCUCAUGGACCAAGUUCAAGCAAUGACCUAGAUAUUACGAGCUACUUCACCCAUCGCGGCCAUGUUGGUGCGGUUACAUCUCUUGCAGCUUGUUCGCCAUCGCAGAACAUCUCCAACGGUGGCCGGGUUCUAGGGGAUGGCUGGGUCUUCUCCGGUGGACAAGAUGCUAGUGUACGUGUUUGGGAGCGUGGACGGGUUGAUCCCAAGGCCACCUUAGAUGGCCAUACAGACGCUGUCUGGGGACUCUGCGUGCUUCCGGGGACCGCAGGUUCUGUCUUUGGGGACUCGUCUAGUCACUAUGGAGGACCAGACCGAAUUCUGCUCGCGUCCGGUGCUGCAGAUGGCCGAAUCCUGAUAUGGGCUGUUAGUGCUCCACCUUUGGCAUCCAACCCUCAGGCUGGUUCCCGCCGUCAAGGUGGGAGCCGUCGUGCAAACUCGAUCUCUUCUGGCUCCGGUUUCCCGUCAUCACCUCAACCCAGUGUUGCCACAUCUACCCCCUUCCAUUAUACCCUUGUUCAUCACAUUAUGCGCUCCGAUUCUCCUUCACCGACCUGCAUUAGUCCGUUGUCUUUGGCUGGUGUGAACUUUGUUGUGUCCUACACUGAUGCCUCAAUUCUCGUGUAUGAUACGCGAACCGGCGAGGAAAUUGUGGGCAUGGCAAGUUUGGAAACAUAUGACGGCACGCCGUCAACUGGUGUCGAUUCUGUGGUCACUACCACCAUUGGAUUUGAUGGAUCUGCAAACCUGGACCCUAGCCGCACAAUGGCUGAAGAAGAAGUUGUACAUGGAGCUACUGGAUCCAGUAGUGUGGAGGGCGUGAUUAUCAGUGGCUACGAGGAUCGAUACAUCCGUUUCUUUGAUGCCAACAGUGGCCAAUGUACUUACACAAUGCUGGCCCAUCCGGCUGCCAUCGCUUCGCUGUCGUUGUCCCCGGAUGGCCGUGAGCUCGUCUCGGCUGGCCACGAUGCAAGCUUGCGUUUCUGGAAUCUCGAGAAGCGCAGCUGUACGCAGGAGUUGACUAGCCAUCGGUUAAUGCGUGGGGAAGGUGUCUGCGCCGUUGUCUGGAGCCGUGACGGCCGCUGGGUCGUUAGUGGCGGUGGAGAUGGUGUGGUAAAGGUCUUCUCCAGAUGA